GCAGAGGAUAUUGAUGGAUAUAAAGUUGGGAAUAACUGAAGGUAGCACCUCUGGUAGACAGGAAGGGACGGACAGGAUGUGCAGGGAGUAACAAGGGGAAUCUACUCAGGGUAAUGAGGCACUCUCAGUGCAACUUUACUGCUGAUAGCAACCACAAGUCCUCAGCUUUGUUUUAACCUUGGGAACCAACUAGAACUAUCCUCAACCUCCAGCGAGAGGGAAUUCAUUGCACCCGUCACUGAUUUGGAAGAAAGAAGCAGCCAUGAAUUUUACUUAUGAUAACAGUGUGAAUAUAAGGGCGUGCAUUAGGAUUAAAAAGAGAAAUACAAAUCAAGUGAAAAAGUUUACCAUCACUCCUAACAAUGGAACAUUCCUCUUCGACGACUUUAAUUCGGAAAUAUAUGAAAUAAUUUGGAAAAUAAUUGGUAAUGAAGCUAUGGAAAAAUUUGAUCCUAAAUACCAUGCAGAUGACCCAGAUUUUAAUCCAUUUAUGAUAACUUGGAAAGAUUCUGAAGGAGAUGAGAUUACAAUAAUAUCAGAUAUUGACCUGGCGGAGGCUAUCAAGGAAACUUUAGAAAAGAAAAAAGAGGAACGGUUGUUGCAUGUGACUGUAAAGGUUACUAUAUUGUAAAUACACUAUUACCCACAUUAAGAUAAGAUUUUGUUCAGAUUUUUAACCCCUGAGGGUUAGCCACUCAGGAAACCCAAGAAAGUCUGUGCAUCAUCAAGGACUGUCUGUCUUAUUACCAUUGUGGUCUUCAAUCUUGUCCUCCAGGAUGCGACCCACACCAGUCCACUAACACCCAGGUACCUACUUGCUUGCUAGGUGAACAAUGGUACAACGGGUGUAAGGAAACAUGCCCAGUGUUUCCACCCACGCCAGUUAGUCGACUGGUGUGGGUGGCAUCCUGGGAAACAAGAUUGAGGACCCCAAUGGAAAUAAGACAGACAGUCUAAGAUAGUACACUGACUUUCUUGGGUUAUUGUAGGUGCUAACACUCCGGGGUUAAAACUCCGAACAAAUUUGAUCUUAAAGUGACAGGAUAUGACUGUGGAAUAUUUUUACAAAUAUAUUCCCAGUGUUAUGUUGGAUAUGCAAAUUACAAGAGGUAAUAAGAUCUAUAAAUGCCUUCACAACUGGUUCUUUGAUGCUAAUGAUAGGCUCUUGAUUCAAGAAGUUUGAGCUGCACUCUUCUACCUUGCAACAAACCUAAUUAUAUAUUGUUGGUUUAACACUCUAAUAAAUAUAAUAACUAAUAUCUAGAGAAAGGUUGAGAAAUUGCUAGGAUUUUCAUAA
Cherax quadricarinatus is the source of this 1297-nucleotide messenger RNA. The record is from RefSeq and is a predicted model, not a curated record. NCBI's taxonomy places the organism in Eukaryota, Metazoa, Arthropoda, Malacostraca, Decapoda, Parastacidae.